UGGAAGACGCGUGUAAAGUGUCACAGUGAUCGAACAGUGGAUAGUGACUGUACUGGUGGACUGAGCAAGUCAAACAUCGGUGGAGACUAGUGUGGAGGGGACGGAGGUUGCUUUACCUGGUGUGGUUGUCACCUUGGGUUGGGCCGGAGGAGUGGUAACGAGAAGUUAGCGGGCUGAGAAGGAAACUAGAUCCAAAGAGGGAAACCAGGGCUUUUGUGUGAUUAAGCGUAGUUCUGAGGAAGGAGAAUUAAGGGACAGGCAAGGUUGCCGGCUAUGAAGUGGCAUGUCGGUGUGUUGACGUGUUGUGGAGUAUAGCAGUGGUGUGUUGUGACGGUGGUUGGUUACAAUGGUGCCGCGCGGUGUGCUGGGGCGGGUGGGGGCGGCCCUGGUGGUGGCGGCGGUGUGUGUAAGUGCAGAGAUGUUGCCCGAGGUGAUGUACAGUGUGGCCGUGCCGCACGAUGUGGCUCCUGCGCAUAUUGUGCACAAGAUCAAGCUAAAAGAUGGUCAGACGGUCAAUAAGUUGAUGGAUAGUGAGUACUCAGAUUACUUCGCCGCACUAGACAACGGGGAGGUGAUGACAGUGGCCCGCCUCAGUCCCCUCCUUGGCCGCGUGGCCAAUCUUCGUGUGGCCACCAAGUACCCCAACGGCGACACUCAGGUCUUCGCUAUAAGAGUCGCUGUCAAAGACCAUCAAAGUAUGCUGCGCUUCCUCAAGCCUGAAUACGACGCCUCCGUGUACGAAAACUUGCCCGCCGGUACUGAACUUCAGGAUCUCGAUGAUCUCGAGGCCAUGGGCGAGGAGGACGUUAGAUACGAGUUACUGGGCGGCCACUCCGUGUUCGCCCUCCACCACGUGGGCGGGAUGCCGACGGUGGUCACGCGUCAGGCCCUGGACCGCGAGGCUCAGGAUCUGUAUCGCCUGGUGCUUCGCGCCUACGACAAGGAGGGCAUGGACAUGGCUGAAGCUAAGAUCAACGUGCACAUUCUGGACAUGAACGACCACGCCCCAGUCUUCACUCAAAGCAUGUUUUACUUCUUUGUACCGCUCAACAUCUCGCGGUUCGACAAGCUGGGUCGGGUCACGGCCCACGAUGGCGACGGCGACAAGGUGGUGUACCGCUUGGCGUACCCAUCCAACACCUUCACUAUCGUGCCGCAGACAGGCGAGAUCAUGGUCAUCGAGCCGCCUGAGACGAUGGUGUAUGAGCUGGAGCUGGAAGCUUUCGACAAACGCAAACCAACCCUCUACUCUGAUGUGCUGGCUAAAGCUCACAUAGAGUUCCGCUACCCCAGCGAUUCCCUCUUCACCGGGGAGAGCAACGACAUAGAAUACGACGCCUACCCGGAGCACGUCGUGUCCAAGCGCAGCGCCAAGAAGCGGGUGAAGCGUGGCCAGCUGCGACACACGAAGGAACUGGUCUUCUCCGAGGCUGACGGCGCCGUGGAGAAAAAGGUGGUGUUCCAGCUGGAAAAAGAAAUACAGUGGGAGACCUUCAAGAUCCGCGACGACAACCCUUGGGUGGAGGUGGACAGCAAUGGCGCCGUCAGGAUCAAAAAGAAGUGGGACUACGAGGAGCUGGGACCCGAGAAAACCAUAGACUUUUGGGUCACCAUUACCAACAACGACAGAAAUGGUGAGUACUUCGCCUUAUCCCAUUCCCGUCUAAAUACUAUUAUGCUUUCAUAUUUUGGUAUUCCCCUUUUGUUUGACCAUAACAUUCACACUAAAUUAAGUAACUAACUAUUCUUAGGGUUU
This is a messenger RNA of Eriocheir sinensis (Chinese mitten crab), 1756 nucleotides long. RefSeq names its product neural-cadherin-like. The record is from RefSeq and is a predicted model, not a curated record. The coding region runs from base 347 to 1741 and encodes 464 amino acids. Gene Ontology annotation, molecular function: calcium ion binding. The transcript is spliced from 2 exons. Gene Ontology annotation, biological process: homophilic cell-cell adhesion. NCBI's taxonomy places the organism in Eukaryota, Metazoa, Arthropoda, Malacostraca, Decapoda, Varunidae. Gene Ontology annotation, cellular component: plasma membrane.